Messenger RNA from Asparagus officinalis (garden asparagus), 873 nucleotides. RefSeq names its product glycolipid transfer protein 1. Bases 159 to 767 code for a protein of 202 amino acids. Gene Ontology annotation, biological process: ceramide transport; intermembrane lipid transfer. The record is from RefSeq and is a predicted model, not a curated record. Gene Ontology annotation, cellular component: membrane; cytoplasm; cytosol. Lineage: Eukaryota; Viridiplantae; Streptophyta; Magnoliopsida; Asparagales; Asparagaceae. Gene Ontology annotation, molecular function: ceramide 1-phosphate binding; ceramide 1-phosphate transfer activity. The transcript has 7 exons.
GGACUCUUGGAGAACUACAAAAAAGAGCCACUACGAAAAAUUCCCGAUCUCGCUGCAAAAAUCUCGACAAAUUUCCAAGGAUUUCGUUGCGAAUUCAUCGGAUUAAUCCUUCUCCUCCUUGAUCCGAUAAUUUCUGGAGUAGGGACUUUAGAGUGAUUAUGGAGGGCACAGUGUUCACACCGUCAUUGGAAGGAAUGAAGAAUGUGAAGUCAGAGCAAGGGGAAAUGCUGACGAAGCCUUUCCUUGAUGUGUGCAAGCUCAUUCUACCGGUUAUAGAUAAAUUUGGAGCUGCUAUGGCACUUGUUAAGUCUGAUAUAGGGGGCAAUAUAACGCGACUAGAAAACAAAUAUUCCUCUAAUCCGUCCAAGUACGAGCACCUUUACAGUAUGGUGCAAGAAGAAGUUGAUGCCAAAACAGCAAAGGGUUCUUCAAGUUGUACCAAUGGCCUUCUCUGGCUAACUAGGGCAAUGGAUUUCUUGGUGGCACUUUUCCGAAACUUACUUGAGCAUCCUGAUUGGACCAUGUCACAAGCCUGCUCAGAUUCAUAUGGGAAAACCCUAAAGAAAUGGCAUGGCUGGCUUGCUAGCUCUAGCUUUUCGGUUGCGAUGAAACUUGCUCCUGAUAGGAAGAAAUUUAUGGAUGUUAUCGGUGGAUCAGGUGACAUCAAUGCUGACAUUGAAAAGUUCUGCACAACGUUUCCCCCUCUUCUCGAAGAGAACCACAAGUUUUUGGCUAGCGUUGGUCUUGAUGACAUGAAAGCUUCUUGAUGCAAGAAUCUUAGCAUGUUUCACUCUGGUUUAUAUAGAACCUGGUACCGUUGAAUAAGUCUGUGCCCUAUGUCUUAUUACUUGUGCAAGCCGAAACCGUAUGGAU